Nicotiana attenuata is the source of this 546-nucleotide messenger RNA. RefSeq lists its product as uncharacterized. The record is from RefSeq and is a predicted model, not a curated record. The coding region runs from base 1 to 546 and encodes 181 amino acids. The transcript is spliced from 5 exons. Lineage: Eukaryota; Viridiplantae; Streptophyta; Magnoliopsida; Solanales; Solanaceae.
AUGUCUGCUUUACAUGCAAGUGGCACUUGGGAGCUUGUUCGUCUUCCUUCAGGGGAGUCUAGUGGUCUUGUAUGCCGAUUGCGCAAGUCACUAUAUGGUUUGAAACAGUCUCCUCGAGCAUGGUUUGGUAAGUUCAGCACAGUUAUUCAGGAGUUCGAUGACUCGAAGAUGCGGAAGUAUGUCUUAGACAUUCUUGAGGAGAUUGGAAUGAUGGGCUACAAACCUGUUGACACUCCUAUGGAUCGGAAUGCUAAGCUUCUGCCUAGACAGGGGGAGCCUCUUAGAGAUCCUACGAGAUAUAGGAGGUUGGUUGGCAAAUUGAAUUACCUCACAGUGACUAGACCUGACAUUUCUUUUCCGGCGAGUGUUUCAGCUCCAGGCAAAGGGUUACUAUUCGAGGAUCGAGGCCACGAACAGAUUGUUGGGUACACAGAUGCUGAUCGGGCAGGAUCACCUUCUGCUAGACGUUCUACGUCUGGAUAUUAUGUUCUAGUAGGAGGUAAUUUGGUCUCUUGGAAGAGCAAGAAACAGAAUGUAGUUGCUUGA